AGACCAGACAGGUGUUCAUAUCAUAGGAGCAAAAACAUGUCUCAUCAAAGACGGCUAUUGGUCUCAGUAUUUAUACUACUUGUGCGACUAGUGGUCAAUCUCUAUACAUAUACAACACUACUCUACUAUUAUUUGACACAAAAGCCGUGGACUCGGCGCCGAAAAGCGGCUAAACUGAGGUCAAUAUUGGAGAAUCCGGGCGAUCCUAACAGCGCUUGGGUUAUAAACGAACAGACACUAAGCCAUCCGGUUAUGAGACCUACCGUUACCGAAGUUCUUAACGUUGUUGUCCAAUAUCAUGGACAGCACACACCUAUCCUCGGUUAUCGAGAAGUGUUAUCCUGUGAGGACUCGAUUGGUAGGGACGGUAAGGUCAAGCGUAUUGAUGGCCGAUCACUUAAAAAGUAUAAACUUAGCGAUUACAAAUGGUUGACAUAUGGACAGGUCGAUGUCAUCACCACUAAUCUGGCCAAAGGUUUACUGUCCAACGGUUGCUCUUUUGGCGACAAGAUAUUGAUAUUAUCCGAGACAAGGGUCGAGUGGUUUCUAAGCGCUCAGGCCGUCGCCAAAUUGGGUGGUACUGUAGUCACACUGUUCUCUAAUUUAGGCGAUGAGGGCAUCGUAUACGGUAUCAAUCAAACGGAAGUCAAAGUAAUGAUAGUGUCCAGCGAUCUAAUGCCAAAAAUACGGUCAUUAAUAGCUCGCAUACCUACUGUCGAGACUAUUGUCUACAUAAGCCACAGUUUUAUGUCGAAAGAUGACAUAAAAUUGUUUACCGACGGUUUUCCAACAAACAUACGACUCCAGUCGUUGGCCGACAUCGAAGCGGCCGGCACUACGGCACAGUCCGUCCAGUUUCAGGCACCGCGACCCGAAGAUCCCUAUAUCAUAAUGUAUACUUCUGGCACUACGGGUACACCAAAAGCAGCCAUUGCAACGCACCGGCAGAUGAUCAGCGGAUCUGCAAAUGCUAUACUUGUGUUGGUCAAGGAUAUGAUCAGUGAUAAUCGUAAUCAUACGUAUAUAGCUUUCCUACCACUGGCACAUGUAUUAGAACUAACCAUCGAGUUUUUUCUAUUUUAUGGUGGUGUCCGUAUAGGUUACGCCUCACCGUUCACACUUACCGAUUCGGCUCCCGGUCUAGCCGCUGGCCAAAAAUGUGACAUUAAACUACUAAAGCCGACAGCCAUGACUACUGUUCCUCUAGUGUUGGAUCGCAUUCUAAAGGAAGUGCACGACAAACUCAACGCCCGGACUCCGGUUUCAGUGGACUUUUUUAAAUACAUAAUGAGCUACAAGGCUCAGUGGGUACAACGUGGUUACCAGUGCCCGAUAGUCAACAAACUAGUUUGUAAUAAAGUCCAACAACAGUUGGGUGGGCGCCUCCAUAUUAUGAUUGUCGGCGGCGCUCCGCUCAAUGCCAACACUCAAGCUGUGAUCAAAUCGGCAUUAGAUGUCAUACUAGUUCAAGGUUACGGUGCCACUGAAACAAUGGGAGCCGUUUUAUGUAUGGACUUUAAUGAUUUAUCAUUUGGACGGGUAGGCGCACCAUUGCAGGGCAUCAAAGUCAAACUCAUUGACUGGGAUGAGGGUGGUUAUCACCGAUCGGACAAACCUAACCCAAGAGGUGAGAUAGUUAUCGGUGGCGACUCAGUAGUCACGGGCUACUAUCAGGCGCCGGAUCAGACAGAAGAAGCCUUCCGGAUGGACGACUCUGGUGUCCAAUGGUUUUAUACGGGAGAUAUCGGCGAAAUGUUUCCCGACGGUACCUUCAAAAUCAUUGAUCGCCGCAAAGAUUUACUAAAACUACAAAAUGGUGAAUAUGUGUCACUCGGAAAAAUUGAAGCCUUAAUGAAGUCGUGUCCAUACGUGGACAACAUAUGUGUGUGCGGCGGCACCUACAGCAACGAUCUGACCGCACUGGUCAGUCCUAACCAGAAAAAUCUACUCAAACUGUGCCAAGAGAUGGGCAUCCGUGACGCCCACAUUCAUGACAUCUGUGCCAACCAUGAGAUAACCAAACGGGUCUAUCAAUCGAUUGUCAGUACAGGACAGUCGGCCGGUAUCUCCAAAAAAGAGAUACCCAUACGUAUAUGUCUGGUGCCGGACGAGUGGACACCCGAUAACGAUAUGCUGACCGCAGCCAUGAAAAUGAGGAGAAAAAAUGUUGAACAGAAAUAUAGGAAAGAGAUCGACGCCCUCUUCAAUGAUGACAUCAUUAACAACAACAACAAUAUUAGUAAAAUUAUUAAAAAUAGUAAUAAUAAUAAUAAUGACAGCAAUAUUAGUAAUAAAAAUGUUAACAAAAAUCACAUCAAACUUGAAAACAGGGUUUAAUAACUA
Messenger RNA from Oppia nitens, 2343 nucleotides. Its product is annotated as long-chain-fatty-acid--CoA ligase 4-like. Gene Ontology annotation, cellular component: lipid droplet; plasma membrane; endoplasmic reticulum. The transcript is spliced from 8 exons. Gene Ontology annotation, biological process: neuron differentiation; long-chain fatty acid metabolic process; long-chain fatty-acyl-CoA metabolic process. The record is from RefSeq and is a predicted model, not a curated record. Gene Ontology annotation, molecular function: palmitoyl-CoA ligase activity. Lineage: Eukaryota; Metazoa; Arthropoda; Arachnida; Sarcoptiformes; Oppiidae. The coding region runs from base 37 to 2337 and encodes 766 amino acids.